Messenger RNA from Psylliodes chrysocephalus, 2846 nucleotides. NCBI's taxonomy places the organism in Eukaryota, Metazoa, Arthropoda, Insecta, Coleoptera, Chrysomelidae. The record is from the annotation of a GenBank genome assembly.
AUGAACAAUAAAAAUGGCUGCGCCCGAAGAAUCGCACCUAGUUCUAUUGAUACUUGAUGCACAUUGGCAUUCUACUCCAUUCCAGUUCAUUGAGUAAAAUGUAUGAUAUUCAUUUUGGUACGCAAGUCGUUCGCGGUGAUUUCUUGUAAGGGAUUUAUUACAAAUCGCUGUUGCUCACACUUUCUGAUUAUUUACCAGUAAUAAGUCGUGUACUUGUCGGCGGCAGGCUCCUCGAACAAUGAUAAUAUUUUUGUUUACUUUAUUCAAAACAGACUGAACUGAAUUUUAAAUACAUUUUUGCUAAACCGAUUCUAAUAGCGCUUGCGAGGCAUAAUUUUCUGCUCGCAAGGCGACCUACUUUGAACAAUCUAUAUUAUAAUAUAUCAUUGACCCUGUCAAAGAAUCCAGGUUUGCCGGGUUGCCAUAUCAAUGCCCACAGGUAGCAAUUUGACAAGUCGCUGGAAUGCCUAAUAAAACUGAUACACAUCGGCAGGUGCGCGAACUUCUGUCUUCUGUCAGAAAACAAAGAAAUAAAUUUAAUACGACAAUUACGACAUGGCUGGGUUUCGGGAUCUAGACAAGGUGUUAUUUCCAAUAAAAAGCAUCAAUAACGUCGUACAACUGUUCAGGAAUCAGUUAGAAAGUCCCUCGGAGCCCGACCUAGCGCUACUUUCAAUCGUAGCGGGUGUAAUCGAAAAUUCCCUAACUAGCCGGUCGAAUGCGGCGCUCCAAGUAUGUGAACCAGUGGAACAAAACAAUUUGCCCAUACUUGAAAUCAAAACAGUAGAAAUACUGUAUGACAAAUUCCGCAGCAUUAUGCUGAAUGCCGUAGAUCAAAACAAAGCGAAAGGGUUUGCUACACGGGAUUUGGUCAAAAAGGUCUCUGAUGUUAUUUGGAAUUCUUUGACAAGAAGCUAUUAUAAGGAUAGGGCUCAUUUACAGAGCCUUUACAGCUUCUUGAGCGGCAACAAAUUAGAUUGUUUUGGAGUGGCAUUUGCAGUGGUGGCGGGAUGCCAGUGCUUGGGUUACAAUGACGUGCAUUUGGCCCUAUCAGAAGACCACGCUUGGGUCAUAUUCGGCGAAAACGGAACUGAGACGGCGGAAGUAACUUGGCAUGGUAAAGGAAACGAAGACAAAAGAGGCCAGGAAAUCGGUAAAGGGGUAUCUGCCAGAUCUUGGUUGUACGUCAAUAAUAAACCAGUGAUUUGUACAAGACACAUGGAGGUAGCUGCUUUAGUAUCUGCCAUAAAUCCAUCUUUGAAUUCGACACAUGACGCUUAUGAAGUAGCUUUACUUCAACAGGAACUGCUGUGGUUGUUAUAUGAGUUAGGACAUUUAAAAAAGUACCCAAUGGCCAUUGGAAAUUUGGGCGAUCUGGAAGAGAUAGCAGCCACUGAAGGAAAAGUGCCAUGUAAAGAUUUAUUCCAGGAGGCCGUCACUUCAGCAAGGAGUUACUACAGCAACCAACAUGUGUAUCCCUACACUUACCAGGGCGGCUAUUUCUAUCGCAAUAAAAUGUACGAGGAGGCGUUUGAAAGUUGGGCAAACGCAAGCGACGUUAUCAGACUUUACAAUUAUUCGAGGGACGAUGAGGAGAUCUACAAGGAAUUCCUGGAAAUAGCCAACGAGUUGAUACCUCACAUAAUGAAAAUCGAAAGCUCAGGGUUUAGUGCUAAUACGAUAUUGAAGAAACCGAAAUGUUUCGCGGAUUUGUUGCGUUUCUAUGACGGUAUAUGUCAAUGGGAGGAAGGGAGCGCCACGCCAGUCUUACACAUCGGCUGGGCCAAACCUCUUGUUCUCACCAUAUCCAAAUUCGAUGCGGAUGUUCGAGCUCAGGUAAACAUAGUCUGUGAUAAGUCUGAAGAAGACAAACUAUUGAAGAAAAACGGUACAUAUUUUAACAAUAAUAACUACGAAAAAGAAAAUGGAUCUACAGCCGUCAGCGAUUCUGUCGUAUCUACAAACGUGAAGAAUCAUAGUGACAAGGACAAUUCGCCUUUUCAUCCCAGCAUCGAGGCCCUAACGGCUGCUUGCUCGGAGAAGAUUCUUAACCCCGAGUAUUUAUUGCAAGGGGAUGGAUCGCCGUUCGUCGGUGGCGAUUAUCCUGACCCGCUCGCUAAUCAAUCGGGCGUUUCCGAAUGCAAACGUAACGGUGGUGCGAGCACUUCGAAAGAAGAUCCUUUGGGCAGUCCGUCCUCGUCAUCUACGAACGGAGGCGACAAAGACCCUCCGCCUCCGGUGGACAGGAAACCAUUGGUCAUUUUGCGUAGCCAAAAGAUGAAGCAGCUGAAGAACCUUCUGCUAGCCGAGAAGCUCAACACCCAAGCCAUUUCGUUACAUUUGACAGCGCAAUCUCAGGUACAAGUGGGUAAAAAGGGGCGCGGUGAUCCAGGAGGGGAUAGUUUGAGGCCCAAAAGGGCGCGCAGGGAGUAAGCGAUUUGGUGUUGUUUUUUUUUAUUAUUAUUAUUAUUAUUAUACGAGCUCAAAUGCUUUAUGUUCGGACGAUGUAAGACUCCAUAAAUGAAGAGUUUUGAAUUUAUAUAGGAUCACCCUCGCGGUAUCCUCUUUCUAAAUCGAUCAACGUGGUAAAGAAUUAUUGCUGAGCAUAAAUUUAAAAAAAAAGACGAAUAAUUAAGAACCUCUUCCUUUUUUUUUUGAGGUUAAAAAACUGAAAUCUGCGUUUUUUUGUCGAGUCAUAUUUAUAUAACUAAGAUGUAUAAAGUCUGAUCUGAAGAAUUUUUUUAUUUUGAAUAAACUACAUAACAGAAUUACAAAAAUAUAAAAAUUUGCUGAUAAAUAUACAAAUGUCUUAUAAUUUAAAUUGAACGAUAAUAAGAGAAGUUUUU